Molecule: messenger RNA, 507 nt
Organism: Diaporthe amygdali
Lineage: Eukaryota; Fungi; Ascomycota; Sordariomycetes; Diaporthales; Diaporthaceae
Exons: 1
Coding region: 1-507 (168 amino acids)
Source: RefSeq, a predicted model, not a curated record
AUGGCCGUCAAAUUUCCCUUACAGAAGGGGUACUUUCUUGGCACGAGAAAGACUUUACGUUGUGCGCCACUCCUCGCAGCGUCCCAGGGAGCAAGCAAGAGGAACAACGAUUGUGUCAGUGAUCUUAUCAAACAUGAUGUUAAUGUUGGUGUACAGAUUAAGAAGUCAGGCAAAUCGGCAUCGCACCCGGCUGUCGAGAACGACCAGAUGGAGGGCUACGUCAGGCUCAUUUGGCUGCUGGUACAUGCCGGAGCCGGAAUUAUUAUGUCUGAUAAGAAUGGAGAUUUUCUACUGACCAAAGUCUUCUUCGGGGUGGGGUCUCUGCCGUUGAAAAAGUAUCGUCUCGGGACCUUGGUCGUACUUCUCCGGACGGCGCAGAGCCGAACUUACAUGCCUGCGGUACAGGCAAUAUACCUUUGCAUUUGCAUGUGCGGCGGCAAGACAAGUGGGCUGUCGUUAUGCUUCUUGACAAAGGGGCAGAUGUCGACGCAGGGCUUCUUCCGGUGA